Messenger RNA from Budorcas taxicolor (takin), 3570 nucleotides. It is a transcript of the gene UBE3A, whose product is annotated as ubiquitin protein ligase E3A. The coding region runs from base 250 to 2877 and encodes 875 amino acids. The transcript is spliced from 13 exons. The record is from RefSeq and is a predicted model, not a curated record. Lineage: Eukaryota; Metazoa; Chordata; Mammalia; Artiodactyla; Bovidae. Gene Ontology annotation, molecular function: ubiquitin protein ligase activity. Gene Ontology annotation, biological process: protein polyubiquitination; ubiquitin-dependent protein catabolic process.
GCGGAGGCGGCGGGCGAGGGCGACGACGACCAGCGAGGCGGCCGCUGCUGCUGGGGCCGCGGCCCAGGCGCGGGGGCGACGACAGGUUAAAAAUCUGUAAGAGCCUGAUUUUAGAAUUCACCAGCUCCUCAGAAGUUUGGCGAAAUAUGAGUUAUUAAACCUACGCUCAGAUCAAGUUAGCAGCUAGACUGGUGUGACAACCUGUUUUUAAUCAGUGACUCAAAGCUGUGAUCACCCUGAUGUCACCGAAUGGCCACAGCUUGUAAAAGAUCAUCAGGAGAACCUCAAUCUGACGACAUUGAAGCUAGCCGAAUGAAGCGAGCAGCUGCAAAACAUCUAAUAGAACGCUACUACCACCAGUUAACUGAGGGCUGUGGAAAUGAGGCCUGCACGAAUGAGUUUUGUGCUUCCUGUCCAACUUUUCGUCGUAUGGAUAACAAUGCAGCAGCUAUUAAAGCCCUCGAGCUUUAUAAGAUUAAUGCAAAACUCUGUGAUCCUCAUCCCUCCAAGAAAGGAGCCAGCUCAGCUUACCUUGAAAACUCUAAAGGUGCCUCUAACAACUGCUCUGACAUAAAAAUGAACAAGAAGGACGGGCAAGGAGCAAGAGAUGAUUUUAAAGAUGUGACUUACCUAACCGAAGAGAUGGUGUAUGAAAUUCUUGAAUUAUGUAGAGAGAGAGAGGAUUAUUCCCCUUUAAUUCGUGUUAUUGGAAGAGUUUUUUCUAGUGCUGAAGCAUUGGUACAAAGCUUUCGGAAAGUCAAGCAACAUACCAAGGAAGAACUGAAAUCUCUUCAAGGAAAGGACGAAGAUAAAGAUGAAGAUGAAAAGGAAAAGGCUGCAUGUUCUGCAGCAGCUAUGGAGGAGGAUUCAGAAGCAUCUUCCUCAAGGAUAAGUGAUAGCUCACAAGGAGAUAACAACUUACAAAAGUUAGGCCCUGAUGAUGUGUCUGUGGAUAUUGAGGCUAUUAGAAGGGUCUACACCAGAUUGCUCUCUAAUGAAAAAAUAGAAACUGCUUUUCUCAACGCACUUGUGUAUUUGUCACCUAAUGUGGAAUGUGACUUGACGUAUCACAAUGUAUACUCCCGAGAUCCUAAUUAUCUGAAUUUAUUCAUUAUUGUCAUGGAGAAUAGAAAUCUCCACAGUCCUGAAUAUCUGGAAAUGGCUUUGCCUCUGUUUUGCAAAGCAAUGAGUAAGCUACCCCUUGCAGCCCAAGGAAAACUGGUCAGACUGUGGUCUAAAUACAGUGCAGACCAGAUUCGGAGAAUGAUGGAAACAUUUCAGCAGCUUAUUACAUACAAAGUCAUAAGCACUGACUUUAACAAUCGAAAUCUAGUGAACGACGAUGAUGCUAUUGUUGCUGCUUCCAAGUGCUUGAAAAUGGUUUACUAUGCAAAUGUAGUAGGAGGGGAGGUAGACACAAACCAUAAUGAAGAAGAUGAUGAAGAGCCCCUUCCUGAGUCCAGUGAAUUGACACUUCAGGAGUUAUUGGGAGAAGAAAGAAGGAACAAGAAAGGUCCUCGAGUGGACCCACUGGAAACUGAACUUGCUGUUAAAACUCUGGAUUGUCGAAAACCACUUAUCCCUUUUGAAGAGUUUAUUAAUGAACCACUGAAUGAUGUUCUAGAAAUGGAUAAAGAUUAUACUUUUUUCAAAGUAGAAACCGAGAACAAGUUCUCUUUUAUGACAUGUCCCUUUAUACUGAAUGCUGUCACAAAGAAUUUGGGAUUAUAUUAUGACAAUAGAAUUCGCAUGUACAGUGAACGAAGAAUUACUGUUCUCUACAGCUUAGUUCAAGGACAGCAGUUGAAUCCAUAUUUGAGACUCAAAGUCAGACGUGACCAUAUCAUAGAUGACGCACUUGUCCGGCUAGAGAUGAUCGCUAUGGAAAAUCCUGCAGACUUGAAGAAACAGUUGUAUGUGGAAUUUGAAGGAGAACAAGGAGUUGAUGAGGGAGGUGUUUCCAAAGAAUUUUUUCAGCUGGUUGUGGAGGAAAUCUUCAAUCCAGAUAUUGGUAUGUUCACAUAUGAUGAAUCUACAAAGUUGUUUUGGUUUAAUCCAUCCUCUUUUGAAACUGAGGGUCAGUUCACUCUGAUUGGCAUAGUACUGGGUUUGGCUAUUUACAAUAACUGUAUACUGGAUGUACAUUUUCCCAUGGUUGUCUACAGGAAGCUAAUGGGGAAAAAAGGAACUUUUCUUGACUUGGGAGACUCUCAUCCUGUUCUGUAUCAGAGUUUAAAAGACUUACUGGAGUAUGAAGGGAAUGUGGAAGAUGAUAUGAUGAUCACUUUCCAGAUAUCUCAGACAGAUCUUUUUGGUAAUCCGAUGAUGUAUGAUCUAAAGGAAAAUGGUGAUAAAAUUCCAAUUACCAAUGAAAACAGAAAGGAAUUUGUCAAUCUGUAUUCUGACUACAUUCUCAAUAAAUCAGUAGAAAAACAGUUCAAGGCGUUUCGGAGAGGUUUUCAUAUGGUGACCAAUGAAUCUCCUUUAAAGUACUUAUUCAGACCAGAGGAAAUUGAAUUGCUUAUAUGUGGAAGCCGGAAUCUAGAUUUCCAAGCACUAGAAGAAACUACAGAAUAUGACGGUGGCUAUACCAGGGACUCUGUUGUGAUUAGGGAGUUCUGGGAAAUUGUUCAUUCAUUUACAGAUGAGCAGAAAAGACUCUUCUUGCAGUUUACAACAGGCACAGACAGGGCACCUGUGGGCGGACUAGGAAAAUUGAAGAUGAUAAUAGCCAAAAAUGGUCCAGACACAGAAAGGUUACCUACAUCUCAUACUUGCUUUAAUGUCCUUUUACUUCCGGAAUAUUCAAGCAAAGAAAAACUUAAAGAGAGAUUGUUGAAGGCCAUCACUUAUGCCAAAGGAUUUGGCAUGCUGUAAAAAAAACAAAAAAUGGAAAGAAAAAGAAAAGAAAAAGAAAUUUAAAAUUUUAAUAAAUAUAACAAGAGGGAUAAAAUUGGUGGUGAUAGUGUCCCAGUACAAAAAGGCUGUUAUAGUGAACCACAGUAGUCACCUAUGUCUGUGCCUCCCUUCUUUAUUGGGGAUAUAUGGGCUGGAACAGCAGAUUUCAGCUACUUAUAUGAACAAAUCCUUUAUUAUUAUUAUUAUUUUUUUUGCGUGAAAGUGUUACUUAUUCUUUCACUUGUAUGUACAGAGAGGUUUUUCUGAAUAUUUAUUUUAAGGGUUAAAUCACUUUUGCUUGUGUUUAUUACUGCUUGAGGUUGAGCCUUUUUGCAUAUUUAAAAAUAUAUACCAACAAACUACCCUCCCAAGGAAAAUAUUGCCACCAUUUGUAGACCAUGUAACCUUCAAGUAUGUGCUAUUUUUUUUGGUCCCUGUAUCUAACUCAAAUCAGGAGCUGUAUUUUUUUUUUUUUUAAACAAUUUGCUUUUGAAACUUGGAAGUCUUGAAAACAGUGUGAUGCAAUUGCUGCUGUUCUAGUCCCCAAAGAGUCUUCUGUGCAAAAAUCUUAAAAUCAAUAAAGAUGGAAGGGAGAACUUGGAAUGUUUAACUGCAGCCCUCAGAACUUUACUUUAGUAACAGCACAACAAAUUAAAAACAACUCAUGCCACA